CAGCACUUGACGUCAGUCAUCAAUUUCAUCGCAGUCUCUCCACUUCAGACUCUCCCAUACUCUAGUCUUACUUUCCUUUCCUGUUCACAUACGGUAAUCAUGGCAGCGCUAUCCACCUCAUCCAAGACCGUCAACGACUUCCACGAAUGGAAAGCAUUUGGUACGGGCGGGACUCCGCCAACCUGGGCAGGAUACAUGCGCAUGUCGAAACUGCGGGCUCGACGCGCCCUCACCAAGAACAACCGCCACCACAACCUCCGCGACCCCGCCCCGCUCCAGAAGACGGGGCCCUCCUACCUGCCCACGGGCACGCUCCCGCUCCGCUCGGGCCCGCGACCACGCAUGAUGCCGCGGACCCUCCCGCAGCGCCAGUACCCGGAGCCCAUCGACCCGUCCGUGCAGGCGCGGCUGCGCGCCCUCGUCCGCGACCUGGCCACCGCCCACCCGGAGCUCUUCGACCUGAUGCCCUCGCACACCGAGGGCCGCACCACCGACGGCCUGUACGCCCGCCGCAACCUGCCCACCUUGAACCCGCUGGCGGGCGACCGCAUCCUCAGCUACGAGAUCGCGCACAUGCACCCGGCCGAGAACAGCCUGCAUGUCUGGCUGAGUGACGUCGAUGCCCGCGAGGUCAUCGAGAAGGGCUGGGGCCAGCGGUUCCCCCUGCCGGCCGUGCCGCAGGGUUGGGUCAUGGUGUAUGCGCCCCGGGAUGAGGGGGAGAUGGAUAUUGUGGAGGGCGUGGUGAGGGCCGCGGCGCGGUGGGUCACCGGUGUUAUGGUCUAAGAUAACAGCCCCUGGUUGGGCUUUGUGGGUUUUGAUGAUGGUG
This is a messenger RNA of Aspergillus brunneoviolaceus CBS 621.78, 826 nucleotides long. RefSeq lists its product as uncharacterized. Lineage: Eukaryota; Fungi; Ascomycota; Eurotiomycetes; Eurotiales; Aspergillaceae. The transcript is spliced from 3 exons. Bases 100 to 783 code for a protein of 227 amino acids. The record is from RefSeq and is a predicted model, not a curated record.